This is a messenger RNA of Dermacentor silvarum, 5390 nucleotides long. RefSeq names its product splicing factor ESS-2 homolog (gene Es2). The transcript is spliced from 7 exons. NCBI's taxonomy places the organism in Eukaryota, Metazoa, Arthropoda, Arachnida, Ixodida, Ixodidae. Gene Ontology annotation, cellular component: catalytic step 2 spliceosome. The record is from RefSeq and is a predicted model, not a curated record. Bases 91 to 1662 code for a protein of 523 amino acids.
UCGGCAUCAAUUUCAUCAAAGAUGGCGUAGCGCAAUCGUUGCAUAUCGUAGGAAAAGACGUAAAUCCAUAGAUUCCCGUAGAAAGUUUUCAUGCCUGUUGUUGCUUCGACGCCAGACAUGUGCGAAGAGUCGCCGAAGUCCAAAAUAUCAUUGGAUGUCGAGGUGUUCAAGCCCAGCAAGACUUUGGCAGUGGUGCGAUCGGCCGCCGAACCGACGAAAAUACGUACGGUGAAAGUCUUGGACGAAGAUGCAUACACCGCUGAAAUCGGCAAGAUCAUCGAGCGGGACUUCUUUCCCGAUGUGCCCAAGCUCAGAGCACAGAAUGAGUACCUCGAUGCUCUCGAAGCUAACAACAUUACCAAGUUAAGGGAGCUGCAGGAAAAGUAUCGCCACCGUGGCAGCACCCGGAGCGUGCUCCGUUCAAUACAAACACCAUCGACAUUCGAAACUCCAUCUCUGGAACCCAGUGCCACGCCAGUCCCAUCGGAAUCUGGUCAUGCCUCUGAUAACCAGGGCUCAUCAGGGCUUGUGCCUGAAAGUGAAGAUGGUGGAGACAUCUCAUCGCAGGGCAGCCAGCUUUCGCUGGACGCAUUUAUGCACAAACACACCAGCGAGGACAACGCCUCCUUCGAAGUGAUGGUUGCCGAGGCCGAGCGGCGGCAUCGUGAGAAGCAUGCCUGGAUGUAUCAUGACGAGAAGGCUGAGGGGGCACCACUAGAUGCCAUGCUUGAGGGUCCAGCGCCAAAGCUGGCAUUGGAAGGGCCUUCAUCAGCUGCCGAGUCAGAAGGCACGAGUAACGGGAGUAACAAGCCUCUCAUCACUUGGCGUUACACCAACAAGAACUCACUCAUGUACAUACCUCCAGGAGCAGCACUGACAGAGGAGGAGAAGCGAGAGCGUGGCCCAGGCCGAACCAUUGCUCAUUGCCACACACGUCUCGAACGGUCGCCCUUUGAUGAGAAUGCCAACAAAGAAGCGCUUGCUCAGGCAGCCAACGCCCAGGCCAAGGCCCUCGAAGGGAAACUGGGUGUGGAUGGCCGGGAGCUCCAGCCCGGAACAGCUUCACCCAAGGUUGGCGGCUUCGGCUUUGUGGCCACACCGUCACCUGCACCAGGUGUCAAUGAGACUCCACUGCUGACGUGGGGUGAGAUUGAAGGCACACCUUUCCUACUGGAUGGAAGUGACACGCCAUUGCCACGCAACCCCGGUGGGCCCCAGUUCCGGAUACCAGAGCCCCGGUCUAGGGAGAGACUGGCUCACUCUCUAGCAGACGGUGCAGCUCGCCGCAGUGCAGCCCAGAAGAAUGCGGCUCUCGACCGUGCUCGCUCCUCCCUGCUCAGCCCAAGGCUAAGCCCUUCCCCCAAGUCGCCCCUGGCAUGCCUUGGCACCAUGUCACCCGCUGCACGCCAUCUGGCAUCGGCCAAGCUGGGCAUCUCCAAAGGUAUAGACCGGGCGCUGAGGGCCAGCUACACGCCGAAGACUGCCACUCCAGGCACGCCACUUGUAAGCGGCGCCACCCCAUCGCCCCUCGUGCCUUCGCCUGCCUCCCGGAAAGAUUCAUGCCGACGGGAGCCCUACCUCUCUGGCAGCGACAGCUCUUCACUAACUGACAACCUCUUGAAGCUUCCUGUCAAGCGCAAAGCAGCUGCUGACUUCUUUUGAGCAGUCUGGGGAAAUGUACUUGCAUCUUGCUGCAAGUGCACUUCAGGAUCUGCAGCGAUCUUGGAGUCAACAGGGGGCGCUACCUGACAGCCUCCUGAUGUUGCCCGUCAAGACGAAAGCUGCAACAUACUGAUUCCAGUGAGGUGUCGUUCUGUCACAUCAACCUGUCUCCAGUGACUUUGCUGUGAAGGGGAACAAUGGACUUGCAUUGUAGUGUGGGCAAGCGUGACUAAAGUCAGCAUUCAUUCAUUGUACAUACAAUCCAAUUCGCCUUUUGGCUGCAAACUAUGCAUCCACAAAGAAUUUUACUAGUACUCUACCAUCAUUAAGCAGUUCGAAAACAAUGUGCAGUGAUAGCUUCUGUCAGCAUGGGCUUAACAAAGCAACAUUGUCACGGUGAGAAUUAUGAGCUCUUCCUUGAUAUCGCAUUAUGUAUUGUGCCAUUUGAAGAAUUUACCAGACUUUUGCAGGGUCCUGAACAGCAUUUUCUUACAUUGGCAUUUGACAGGGCAUAAAUGUCCCUUGCCCUGGUUUGUAAAACGCGUAGUAGAAGAAAUGCCUUUGGUGCCUUUCGGCAAAUUUUUGUAGCUUGAGAGCCACAGUUUUCCAUAGCGAAACUGAACGCAUGCCAUUUGGAGCGUUACUUACUAGUAUAUAUGUAUUACAAAAGGUGCAUCUUGUGACUAGUAUAUUAUUUGUUCAUGCUGUUCAUUUGGCUGUAAGGUCAUUCUGGAGCUUUCAAGGUCAUUCAUCCAAUAUAAUUUAUAUUUUUAUGCAAGACAGUCAAUUCUUUUCAAGAAUCUUGACCAAAUUUAAAAUUGUUUUUUGUGCUUUUUGGUAAGCUUGUGAACUACAGGUGACCAGAGCACUGUGUCAUUGCGGAUGCUUUUUGUAUGUUUUAUUUCAAUAGCUAAUAGUGCCACGGCAAUUUCUGUAUUCGUCUUUCUUAUUCUAAAACACAUUGUAAGGUGACUUCUUUGAAUAGUGUCUAUCUUUCUUCUGAAUAAUAUGAGUGUUCAUUCUGUAUUUCUAAACCAACAACACUUGAAAAAAAGUGAGUUUAGCUUAUUAGAGUAAGCUGUGUGCACUGAUUAUAAAACAACUAUGCAUCAUAUGCUUCUGGCUUACUAUAUUUGAUGAUGACAGCACAUGAUGAUAGCAACACUAAUGCUAAUAGGCCAGGGGUUAGACCAGUGAUUUGAUAAAAAUUGCGUGGGAUAAGCAAACAUAUUGACAAUUAUUCUUGAGGUUCUUUUGCUUAGAGAGCUCAUGGUGAAUCUGCUGGUGGCACAGAGAGGGCACUGUACGCUAGGAAACUGCCAACAGAGCUUUGUCAGGAGGCAGCAUCAGUGUUUUCCUCCAUAGAAAAGUUCACUAAGAGUGGUCUCAUUCAUUUUUGAGUGCAGCAUGUUUAUAUUAUAAAUUAUUGACAACUGUUUACAGAUAAUUGCCACGAUGACAUCUGUCAGUGGCAUUUGGUUCCUUUCUGAAGUGAUGGCCCCACUCAUCUCUCAUCAUGCCAUUUUCUCGUUUGCGGGAAGUCCGCUUUCAGUAGCAUUAGUGUACUUAUUAUUUCACAGUACUCUAUUAAUAUUGGUUUAACUUCAGCCUUUAGUGUUCCUCUAAAGUUACCUUGCCAGUAUAACUGGUAUUUGGUGCAGCAAAAUUUCUCGCGGCGCUUGCAGUUCUGCCAAUAAGUGGGAACAAUCUAAAUGGCACGUCUGUCCAGCCACCAUAGCGUUGUGCUACAGCUACCGCGGAUAAUGGUAGCAUUGCAUCUUCAGAUGCUGUCAGGUAUAACUGAUAAAAAAAGGAGUGGGGCACACUGUCACAGGUGUCCUUUAAAAGCGUGGGUUUAUCCAUUACCUGUUUUCGUGAAGAGUGAUAUUAUUGUAGCACUCUUUGUGAUUCCUGAAGAAAAAGGGUUCCUUUCGUAUAGAGAUUUUCUUUGUUGCUUCCAUCAGGAAAAGGCUACUCAAACCUUCAUGUUAUUACAGUCUCCAUGCUGUUUACAAUGCCAGCAUCUCUACAUCACCUAGAGUAUCAGCAAAAGGCUGUCCAAGGUUUAAUGUACCGUACCUUGAUAUUUGGGAGAGAGAGAGAGAGAGAGAUAAUGAGAUUUUAUUUGUUAGACAAAAUUAUAAAAUUAUACCAUUACUUGCUGAUAAGAAGCAAUUACAAUGGUGUCUCAGUGUACAUGUGACUGUUCGAUGUAGCUUUUUGAAAAGGCCUCAAUUUCACUAUAUAUUGUUAGGCUGGGAUGUUCCCAAAUGUGUGAGAAAAGUUCUGUUGCCCACUUUUCACACAAAAAUUUGAACUGUCACUUAGUAUCUGUUUUGCCUUUAUUAAACCAUGCCUUGCUUGAUGUCAGAGUGGCAUUGGUUUUUGCUUUGGAAAUGGUAAACUUGUUCAAUGACACAUUUAACUGAAUCGAACUGCAUGCCUGUAAAUUGUUGUAUAUAUAUAAAAUUGUGAUAUACUUCAGUGUAUGUAUAUAGGUGCACCAAGUCCCAUUAAAGCCUUCAUAUUUACUGUUGUUACAGGAACACAUUGCUCAAUGAUAUGAUUGAGUUGAAGUGAAACUACACCUACUACCUAUGUGUGACAUGUGCACCCUUGUCCAAUAUGAAAUUGAACACCUCGUUUGUGUUCUAACAGCGAUUCUUGCAAACGUGCAAGUCAGAACUUCACUCACUGCUGUUAGUUAUGUUGUUCUCCUGUUGAAGAAUCUUGCUCAUGCAACUUUUCCUCAUUACAAGCACCCACAAUGAAAAUUACCAGCUUUGAACACAAAUCCGGUGUUCCAUUUCAUAUAGGACGAGGGUGUUCAGUCACAUGUCAUUAUAAACAAUGGACACAUAACAAAGUAAAUCUAAAGUGUUUUUUGAUGAUAUCAGCAUGUAAAGAAGAUAUGCUUAUAAUGAAUAUCAGAUAUAAUGAAGGUAUUUUUGUGUUGAAUGCAACUUAGUUAUAAUGAGGUUCAACUGUGCUCGUAUUCAGUUACAAGAAUGUGUAAUAAAGGAGCUUGCUACUUGGAAUAACUUUUUCUUGGCAUGCUGGUUUAGAAUUAUAUUGAUUUGGAUGUAUUGUGUAGCAAGUGGGUCAUAACCCAUAAGUGCAAGCUACAGACAUCUCUUUUAGAGGCAUCUUCAAAUUUCACUAGUGAAAGGACUAGGGAAGCACAUCGAUAAGAAACAAACACUACAGGGAAAAUGUGCCUCCCUGUUAUCUUUGUUCUUAUUGAACUAAAUUUUCUGGAUGAAUAAAGAAUAUCUGGCCUGACCAACAUUUCUAGGAUAAUUUUGUACUCAUAUUAAAUUUGUUUCCCCCACCCCUCUCAUUUUAUGUCCCUGUGGAUGGUGAGUUCAUGAACUUUCUUAUCUCUCCUUCACAAUAGGUGUGCUAUAUUCUCCCCCCCUUCCCCCCGUUUUUUUUUUUACUUUAUUGUUACUUUUUUACAGGAGUGGUGAGAAGUACCGUUUCACUUUCACCUGUGGACAAUGUUAGUUGCUGUUGUUGUCCAUGUCGUCCACUAAGGCAAGCUGAAAAAUAGUAGAUGGCAGAUUCGAUGCUGAGAUAAGAGUAGGUGUUUCCACUGCUGUUGCACAAUUAAAUGAGAUGCCCUGAAUAGAAAUGGUGUAGUAUAUCUUGGAAAAUGCCUUAUUGCUAGCUCACAACAUAUAUGGACGCAGCUACCAAUACAGAUGGUUGCAAUGGAAUAAACACUG